This is a messenger RNA of Didymella exigua CBS 183.55, 3090 nucleotides long. RefSeq lists its product as uncharacterized. NCBI's taxonomy places the organism in Eukaryota, Fungi, Ascomycota, Dothideomycetes, Pleosporales, Didymellaceae. The transcript has 3 exons. The coding region runs from base 74 to 2782 and encodes 902 amino acids. The record is from RefSeq and is a predicted model, not a curated record.
CGGCAUCAUCCAUCAUUCAACGGAUAUCAGGGCGCGCGAUUGGCGAGUUUGUGCCCGUCUUGACCACUUCAUCAUGGCAGGUGAUGUCCGGGGCGUGCGUGCCGGCAGCAGGCGCAAAACACCCACCCCGCGACCGGAGAAGGCGCCUGUACGCGCGCGACGGCUGCGCAGCCAAAGUCGCGACAUCGAGCCAAUCCCUGAGGUCCAAAAACCAACACGACGAACUGCGCGCCAACGGAGCGUUGCCAGUGUCGCUAGUGAGAGCGAAAAUGAGGGACUGAAAAAGCGCAAUAAUCGAAGGCCUGCCAAACAGGCAGUGGGAGAGCUUACAAUCGUUGAGGAGGUCGGCACCGAAAUUCAUCUUGACGAGGCACCUGCGACGCCCCAGCGUGUCGACAUUCCACUGCCGUUGGAGCAGCAAACAUUUCGAUCACCUGGCGCAGUCUCCGAGAUGUCCGGUACCACCGCCAUCUCGUCAUUCUCCAUGAUUGAAGCAGAGUUCUUGGAGCCAAAAUUCAUCCAGAAGCACGUCCGCAAAUUGUGCGACUCGGCGAUGGAGUUUCUUGAUCAUCUCGCACCCAGGGGUGGAUCGAUGGAAGAAGACUUGUACAACAUCACCGAGAUGCUCAAACCAGGCUCAGAGUUUGCAGAAGAAUACUCGGACUUUGAUGAAGAGUUCAGGCUGCACUUGAAACACUUCAAGGGCGACGAGAGCAACUACAUAAACCCUCGAGCGAUCCAUCGCGCUUUGUUUGGUUCUUACACUGACGCUGGAGGCGUAGAUUCGGGUGUUAAUCUUGUGCUUUACUUGGCCAACAUUCUGGUCUUUGCGAAACAGAUGAUCCACUCUGACCGCAGCGACAAAGACGUCUGGAACCAUCUGCGACUGUUAGAUUCCUCAUUCCCUAGCCAGUUUAUGCGCUCGCUACGCUCCAACGGCUCGCCAACAGCUGCCGGGGAUAGCGCUCUGCUGGAAGGGACUUUCAAACUGGCAUUGGAUCUGCGUAUUCAGGUCACCAUUCUUUCCUUGGAGCGUUCUGCAGGUGACGAUGGGUUCAAUCCUGACGAGGCUCUGGAUGGUAUUUUUCUUCAAGAGCAAGAAGGUGGGGACAUUCUCCGUGGUUGGAGUGUGGCAGCGCUUGGUGGAGAAGAGUCUCGCCUCACAGAGGACCAUCAAAAGAGAAUCGCAGAACACUACAAUACAAUAAGAGCAUACUUCCCCUUCGACGGUCAGUCUCUCCAAGACGGACACGUGGUGGACUUGGAUCGUCUGGGUAGCGAGUUCCCGUGGAAGGCGACGAUCCUUUGUCUACUGGAUUGGGUCCGCGCUCGACGCAACGAACUCAGCGCCUCGAUCGAUAUGGUUGGUGGCUCUGCAGCAAUACUGGCGAAUAUCAGGCAAGCCGUAGCAGCGCUCCAACCAGUCCCCGCAGGAGCCAGACCCUCGACCGCCCCCCGAGAUUCCCCACGAAAGAAGCGGGCGUCGUUUGGACGACAACGGAGACGUAGCAGCCGCAAGUUUGAUCCCAACGCGCCUGUAGACCUUGGCGUAAUCGACGCCCUGAAGGCAAGGGAAAGAGACUCCGGGGUACAUUUCGAUCCCAAAGACCCACAAUCUGGUGACGUGUUUGUAGAAGUGGCCCAAGAAGAGGAAGCAGUAGAGGAAGCAGUAGAGGAAGAAGUUGAGGCUGAGGCCGCCCCCGAAGAUGCAGACGCUGAGCGCGAGUUGAGCGAGCAGAUCGCUCAAACUGAGCGCACGACCUGGGACCAAACACUUGGCGGGGACGACCAACAAGCAGGAGAGGCAACGCUUGUAGCUGGAGACGACGAGUCCCUAGACAUCAAUAACGUCGCUCCUUCAGGUCCGCCAAAAAGCACACAAGAGAUCCUCGCCGCUUUGAAGUCUGUUCAACCCGCGGGCAAGGAGAAUCGCAAAGCCCCUCGAUUCGUUGAUCGACAAGCUACAGCUCAACGCGUCGACUUCGGUAGCGGCUUCGACUCCAGCCAGGGCACGCCCGGCCCCUCAACCAGAGUGCUCGACAAGGGCAAGCAGCGCGCCGAGCCGCCUCCUUCCGUGCCCAAGAAACGCCGGCGAGCAGAAUCAGAGGACGACGACGUCGAUGACGACGACGAAGCGUAUGAGACUAGUGAUCGAACGUCCCUUGUGCAAGAGCGCCGCCAGAAAGCACCCGUCUCGAAGAGACGCCGCGUCGAGCCACCCUCUUCCGCGCCCGCACCGCCCUCCCACCAACCCGAGCGAGCCUCCCAACCCGCAGACGCCCAACUCCGCCUUUCCCCUAGCCACCAACGCGCCCCCGCGUCCUCGGCGCCCACCGCCCGCGCCAUCGAGCAUGAAGAAUCCCGCUCCGAACCCGAAGCCCGCGACACGACCGAUCCUCCCCCCCGGCGCUCCACGUCUUGCGCGCCGCCCAGCUCUCAAUACCCGGCCCAACACGUCCUCAGUCUGCAGAACAGUCGCAUCGGCGGCGCGGGCAGCGUGCGGCAGCCCCGGCGCACGUGGACGAGCGAGCAAGAAGACGCGUUUAUCUUCUACAUGGAAGUCGUGGGGCCGAGCUGGAGGAACAUACUCCUGUACGACAAAGGCGCCGAGGGCUACGGCGAGCUGGAGGAGUUUACCCAGGUCAAUCUCAAGGAUAAGGCGAGGACUAUGGCGGUUAAUAUGAUCAAAUCCGGGACCGGCCUGAGGACGGGGUUUGAGAGGAUUGUUACUGCGGUAUCGAAAGAGGGGAGGAAGUUGAUCGAGGCGGGGUUUACGUGGUAGGUGGCGUUUGGCUUCUUUGUAAGAGGCAGAGGCAGAGAGACGGGAUGUGCAUUUUGGAGGACUCUGUGUUAUUGAUACCUGUCGUUAUGCCUCGCGUUGACCUAUCGUCUUGCACAUCUUCUGCACACUCGCUAGCUUCGUCCCUCGUUCAACACGUCAGAUCUUCUCCCUCCACCGCACGGCCCAAUCGCCCUUUGCAAAACUCGACUCCACAACCGCGCCCUUCAUGACGGCCUCGCACUUGCGCCUCUCGCCCUUGUCGCCGCCCCUCACGCCCUCGUCCCCAUCAACUACGAAGCCAAAAGCGC